AUGCUCUUAGGGGCUGCUGACGCCCAAAAGCAGCGGCAGCAGAUCGGGGGGGAGCCGCAACGUAGCCGCAGCAGCAGCGCGGGGCCUCCCAGCCCUGCUGCAGCAGCAGAUUGGGCUUCUUCACUUUCUUUUUUGGCUGCGACAUUGCGCGACAGCUAUUUGCCACCUUCUGCAGCAGCCUCGAGCGCGCCUUCUGCCCCUCCUCUAGCGGUCGCAGCAGCAGCGGCAGCAGCAGCAGCAGCAGCAGCAGCAGCAGCAGCAGCCCCAGCUGCUGCUGCAGACGCAGUUCUCAGGCCCACCCAGCAGCAGCUCGCCUUUCCCGCACUUGUUCCUCUUUGUUGCUUCUGGAGUUUGUUGCUGAGGGCCUCCCCGACUCUGCCUCCUCUGCGGGGGCCCUCGUCAAGUGCGCGCACUGCAGCAGCAGCAGCAGCAGCAGCAGCAGCAGAAUCAGCAGCAGCAGCAGCAGCAGAGGCACUGAGGUCUCUGGCGUGGCAGCAGCAGCCGCUCAGCAGCAGCCUCGCAGCAGCAGCAGCGCAGCAGCAGCAGCGCCGCAGCAGCAACGCAGCAGCAGCAGCUCAGCAGCAGCAGCAGCAACGCCGCCUUCUCUUCGCCCGCCGCUCCUCGCAGCGUCUCUCCGCUUCCCUCCGGGCACUGCGGCUAGGCUCUUCGAAGCAAACUGCAAUCUGCUGCAGCAGCAAAAUGGCCCGCAGCGAGCAGCAGCACCUGCAGCCCAGCAGCAGCGGCGGCCGCCCCGCUGUUGCUGCUCGCCGCUCCCCAUUUGUAGUCAGGGGCCCCCCGGGGGCCCCUCAGGGGCCCCCAGGGGGGCCCCCCAGGACCGCAUUUGCUUCUCUGGAGGAGGCCCUGCGCAAGGCGGACCCCCACAGGCCCUCGGGGGAGCGGCGGGGCCUCGGGGAGAAGCGGGAAGCAGCAGCAGCAGCAGCAGCAGCAGAAAGGAGAGACGCAGCAGAAGCAGCAGCAGCAGCAGCAGCAGCAGACAGGCCUCCUACGUUCCGGCGAGACAUGCAGCAGCAGCAGCAGCACCGACAGGGGAACGCCUGGGGCCGCUCGUCAGACAACCGAAGACACGGGGGGCCCUCUGGGGCCUUCCACGGGGGCGGCGGCGGGGGCCCCGGUCUUGCUGCUGCUGCUGCUGCUGCUGCAGCAGCAGCAGCAGCAGAUGACACGGGCCCCGGAUUCCAGACGGACGCGCAGAUCGCAGCAGCAAAGGCGGAGUCGGGGGCCCCGGCCCCGAGACCAUUGGUCAAGUGGACAGGAGGAGCGCCGGGUGUGGCGCUGCAGACGCUGGAGGAGUCUGCUGCUGCUGCUGCAGCAGCAGCAGCAGCAGCAGGAGUGGCAGUGGGCCCCUGGGACCAGUUCGGGGCCAACGAGCGGCGCUUUGGAGUCAAAAGUUCUUUUAAAGAAGAACUUUACACAACAGCUUUGGACAGAGAGAAAGUGCCGCAGCACGUGCGGGCGCGGGCGCUGCGGCUGGCGAAGCAAAUUGAGGAAGAAAGCAGCAGCAGCAGCAGCAGCAGCAGCAGCAGCAGCAGCAGCAGCAGCAGCAGGCUCAACAGGGACUCGCUACUCGACCCGGAACACGAAGACGAGGAGGCGAUGUUCAGCGCUGUGAGAUCUGCUGCGACCUUUGCCCGCUCACAGCCACCAGCAGCAGCAGCAGCAGCAGCAGCAGGCAGCUCAGCAGCCCCUCAGCAGCAGCAGCAGCAGCAGAACAGUGCUGCACUGACUACGUCGCAACAGCAGCAGCAGCAGCAGCAGCAGCAGCAGCCAGCAGCAGCAGAAGCGCAGCCUGCGGCGGCUUGGGGGACUCCUGCUGCUGCUGCGAACAGCAAAGCCCAGGGGCUGCCCAAGGACGAUGGCAGCAGCAGCAGCAGCAGAGACACGGAAGCCUCGAACAGCAGCCAGCAGCAGCAGCAGCAGCAACCGCAACAGCAGCAACAGCAGCAACAACAGAGGCAGCAGCAGCACCAACAACGCCGGGUCCAUAUGGAAGAGCAGCAGCAGCAGCAGCAGCAGCAGCAGCAGCAAAGCCCGAUGCGCUCUGCAGCUGCCCCUGGCGGCGCUGCUUCCAGUCGGCUCGGGGAAAGAAGAAAGCAGCAGAGGCUGUGUCUUCGGGGAGAGCAGCUGAUCGCAAGCAGCACGAGGCAGCAGCAGCAGCAGCAGCAACAGCAGCAGCAGCAGCAGCAGCGGAUGCGCGGCCGCAGCAGUCUGCAGACAGCAGCAGCAACAGCUGCAGCGGCGGACACGGCAGCAACUGGCGCUGCUGACGGCAACCAGCAGCAGCAGCAGCAGCAGCAGCAGCAGCAAGGCGCCGCAGCAGCAGCAGAGGGAGGGUCCCCCACGGCCAGCAGCAGCAGCGGCAAGAAGUGCUUCCAGUUCAAUCCUUAUGCAAAUAGCUUUACGCCUGCGACGCCUUCAUCGCAUGCAGCAGUAGCAGCAGGGUACAGAUUUGCUGCUGCUGCUGCUGCAGCAGCAGCAGCAGCAAGCAGCGCGGCAGCGCGGCACGGAGGGGCCCCGCAGCAGCCGCUGCCGGGGGCGGUGUCUCUGCCGGGUGCAGCAGCAGAAGUCGGCGACAAGAGCAGCAGCAGCGGGCAGCAGCAGCAGCAGCACCAGCAGUACACAGCAGCAGCAGCAGCAGCAGCAGCAGCAGCAGCGCGGGCGCACCCGCAGUCACUAGCUGCUGGGGCUGGGGCGGCGCUGCCCAUGCCGCCGCCGCUGGGCGUGUACGGCACAGCAGCAGCAGCAGCAGCAGCAGCAGCAGCAGCAGCAGCAGCAGCAGGCCAGGCCUAUGGGGGGCCCCACACUUCGGGGCCCCUCUUAACAGACCCCACAGAGGCCCUCGUUGUUGACAGCAUUGCCUUGGGGGCCCCCUUUGCUGCUGAGGGGGCCCCCUUUGCUGCUGCUGAGGGUUUGCCGCUGGGGGUGCCCAUGAGAGCUGCCUUCGCGGGGUACCCGCAGCAGCAGCCAGCAGCAGCGCAGCACCCCUGGCGGCCGCUGCUGCAGCAGGGACUGCAGCAGGGGCUGCAGCAAGGACUGCAGCAAGGACUGCAGCAGGGGCUGCAGCAGGGGCUGCAGCAGGGGCUGCAGCAGGGGGCCCUGGGCCUCGCUCCGGGGGCCCCCGGGGGCCCCCGUCAAGGGGGGCCCCCCAAGCUUUGUGCUUUUGCUGCAGCACCAGAUUUGGCAAGGGAGCACUGCUACCGAGACAUUCUCAGCCAAGGGCCUCCUGCGCCUUACUGCGGCCUUCCCGCAGUAGAUGCUGCUGCUUCCUUUGCGCAGCCCUUCCCCUUGAGGCUGCAGCGGCCCUCCCUCUCAGCUUCUCCUCUCUACGGAUUUGGGCAGCCGCUGCUGCUGCCUAAUGCUGCUUUGGGGGGCCCCCCGGGGGCCCCCGGGCCCAUGGCGUACCCUGUGAUGUUUGCUGCUGCUCCGCAGCUGCCUCCGGGGCAUCCUUAUGCCCUGUUGUCUGCUGCUGCUGCUGCACCGCAGCAGCAGCAGCAGCAGCAGCACCCUGCGGCCCACCCUGGGAACCCAGGCAAGCAGCAGCGGCACCACCAGCCCGCCGCCGGGGCCCCUCCCGGCGCGCAGCAGCAGCAGCAGCAGCAGCAGCAGCAGCAGCAGCUCGACGCAGCAGCGCAUGAUGCAGCAGCAGCAACUGCAGCAGCAGCACCUUCCCCUUCCCAGGGGCCCCGCGGCGCAGCUUCGCCCCACGUGGGGGGCCGUGGGGGGGCCCCCGGGGGCCCCAGCCACAAGACUUCUCCUUACAAAUCUGGUCUCCACGGUAACAGGCAGCAGCAGCAGCAGCAGCAGCAGCAGCAGUUUCAGUCCCAUUUGCCAAUGAGAGGCAGCCCCUUUGGGCCUGGAGGGAACAUGCAGCAGCAGCAGCAGCAGCAGCAGCAAGCACAGCAGCAGCAGAUGCUGCACCAAGGGUCUCUCUCGCCCAUGGUGGGCGCUGCAAGCCCAGCAGCAGCAGCAGCAACAGCAGCAGCAGCAGCAGCAGCAGUGAUACCCCCGCCCCACCCGCCACUCCCCCCAGUGCUGCAGGGGGGCCCCCAGGGGGGCCCCUCGGGGGCCCCCGGAGCAGCAGCAAGAAUUGCAGAGUCGAGGGGCCCCCCUGCUGCUUCGCAGCCAGUGAGCAGCAGCAACGGCAGCUCAGUGGGGGCCCCCAUGGACCUGGUGUGUCCGUAG
Molecule: messenger RNA, 4200 nt
Organism: Eimeria necatrix
Lineage: Eukaryota; Apicomplexa; Conoidasida; Eucoccidiorida; Eimeriidae
Exons: 14
Coding region: 1-4200 (1399 amino acids)
Biological process (GO): cytoplasmic stress granule assembly
Cellular component (GO): cytoplasmic stress granule
Molecular function (GO): RNA binding
Source: RefSeq, a predicted model, not a curated record